CUCUCCUUCCCAGCCAGCCAGCCAGCUUCCCCCUUUUCUUUUCCCUCCUCUCUCCUCUCUCCUCUCUCCUCUCCUCUCCACCACCACCUUUUCGAUAUCCCCAUUAUACCCCUUCAGAUCCAUACCCUAAAAACCAAAAACUCCACCCACCUUCACCCUUUUCAUGACCUUCACAAGCUGCCACAACAAACCAACCUCUCACAUGAAACCCAUCAAUAACCCUUCACAUCUAGCUUUCUAAAAGCUACCUAGCUAGCUACCUAGCUCUCUUGUUUCCAGUAUUCACCCACGCGCAUCCACCAACAUGGCUUCAGAUCACGGCAGCAACAAGCCACCGCCAGGAGCAGCAACGACGACGUCGUCUCCAUCCCCAGCACGCCAAGCGACGUCGGAUCAGCAGCAGCAGCAGCAGCAGCAGUUGGGGGUGGUGAUCAAGUGCCCUCGCUGCGACUCCCCGAACACCAAGUUCUGCUACUACAAUAACUACAGCCUGAGCCAGCCCCGCCACUUCUGCAAGACCUGCCGCCGCUACUGGACCAAAGGCGGCGCCCUCCGCAACGUCCCAAUCGGCGGCGCCUCCCGCAAGUCCAAGAAGCAGCAGCAGCUCAAACCCUCCUCCUCCUCCUCCUCCUCCGCCGCCGCCACCACUUCUUCUUCCGAGAUCGGAGGUUUCAAAUUCUUCCACCAUCCCGCCGGAGGCCUCAACUCCCCUCCUCCUCCUCCUCAGAUGGACUUCAACCUCAAAGACCUCUCCCUCAUGCCCAAUUACAACCUCCACAAUCAAUUCUCUUUCGACGCCGCGGUUUCCGCUCCUACUCCUAGUCCUCCGUUGGGGUUCAGCCUGGAGCCUCCGACGAUGACGAUGAUGAUGAUGCGCGGGGGAGGAGCAGGCGGGUCGAUGAACGUCAACACGAGCUUGGCCUCGUCGAUCGAGUCGCUGAGCUGUAUGAAUCAGGAUCUCCACUGGAAGCUUCAGCAGCAGAGGUUGUCGACCCUUUUCGGAGACAACAACAAUGUCAAGGAUGGUGGUAAUGGUGGGGCCAUCGGGUUGCCACGUCAGCAUGAAGACGACCAGCGGGAGCCGGAGAAGCCGCAGCCCAUACUGUUUAGGGAUCUCGGGGAGAUUCGUAUGGACGGCGGUAAGCCGGAGGUUGUUGUUGUUGGUGGUGGCGGCGGGAAAGGAGAAGGAGAGGCGGCCACCGAGUGGUUCUUUGGCAACUCCUACGGCCAGGUGGUGGGGAGUGGUUCUGCGGCGGCGGCGGCGGCCAGCAACAACGGUGGUGCUAGCUGGAACGGCGGUGGUAAUGGUGGCGGAUUGCAGGCUUCUUGGGGGGAUUUGAACCCUUACGGCACCACUACUACUUCUUUACCCUAGUACGUAGCGUGAUGCAGCGUACGUUAUAGGUUUUAUUGUGAUGAUUGUGGUGAUCGAUGCAUGGUGUCAAUGUCUACGCAAAAAUUAGGUUGUGCAUGGAUGCCAUAGGGAAGAAGAAAAAGUUGGAGGAUUGUUGAGUAAUGGGGAGAGGAUCGAAUAUUUGAUUAACCCAAUUGAUCUUGAGUUUAUUUUUAGGGUAUGAAUAUGUAAUAUGCGCUUAUGUUGGUUGGAUAUGCAAGUGUUGAACAUCAUCAUCAUUCGACUUACCAAUCGAAAACUCUUAAAGUUUUUUUUUUUUUACGUACCCAAAGAAGUUCUGCAGUUACUGCAUUUCCUUCCCUUGUUAUCAUGAUUAGUGAAUUCAUCAAUAUUGUUAGUCCUACUUCCGGUUAAAUCCCAUCACAUGGUGUAUUUUCCCCCCAUAUAGAAAUUGGUUGUAGCUUUCGAUUGCCGAAAAUGAAAGCAGUACAAUUCA
This is a messenger RNA of Linum trigynum, 1850 nucleotides long. The record is from the annotation of a GenBank genome assembly. Lineage: Eukaryota; Viridiplantae; Streptophyta; Magnoliopsida; Malpighiales; Linaceae.